UUUGCUUUUCCCUUUCUUCUCUUCUCCAUGCCUCCAUCUCAGUUUCUCUUUCCUUUUGAAGACUUACUGGACUUUAAAACCCUUUUUAAUUGAGACUGUGUACACCUAAAUCACUGUCUUUAAAUGGUGAUUAAAGAUAAUGUACAGAAAGUGUAUAUACUUAGAACAGAGGACAAGAACUCAGGCUUGUCACCUUGUCCUAGGAGGCAGCUCUGACCUGUGAAGGAUGAGGCAGUGGAGUCCCCUCAGCUGAGGUCACUGACCACUCAUCAAGGGGACUGUCCUCCCAGGAAGACACACUGGAAACGUAGUGUCCUUGUAAAUAUCUCAGCCAGGUCUAGUGAAGUUCUCUAACAUUGAUACAGCAAUCAAACAUGUGCCCCAUGAGGAAGUAGCCAACAGGAAAUACAUGGCCACCACAGACAAGGGCCAAAACAAUGAGGAAGUGGCUACGUACACAUACCAAGGCAGCAGGGUAUUUAAGGGGCCCCAGCAGGAGGGGGCAUCAGACACCCUCUGCUCUCCUGAGUCCUCUCUCCUUACCUCACCUGAGUCUUCUCUACUGACACCAUGGGUUGCUGUGGUUGUGGAGGUUGUGGUGGCUGUAACAGCUGUGGAGGCUGUGGCAGCUGUGGCAGCUGUGGAGGCUGUGGCAGCUGUGGAGGCUGCAACAGCUGCACCACCUGCAGAUGCUACCGGGUUGGCUGCUGCUCUAACUGCUGCCCCUGCUGCCGUGGCUGCUGUGGGGGCUGCUGCAGCACCCCCGUGGUCGUCUGCUGCCGCCGCACCUGCUGUAACUCCUGCGGCUGCGGCUGUGGGAAGGGCUGCUGCCAGCAGAAGUGCUGCUGCCAGAAGAAGUGCUGCUGCUAGCUGGGCCGCCUGUCCUGUGGUGGCAUUCGCUCAGAUGUCCUUGCACACUGAAAUUCUUCCAAGUUAAAUAAAGAAAUCCUUGUUGGAAACACAAAAUGUGCUACUGUCAGAUUCAUUUACGAUCAAAGUCAUAGAAGAUGGAUUGAGAGCCUCAUACUCAAGAACAAAACUACUGGCUGCAGCUUGAGACCAUAAUGCUAAAUGAAAUAAAUCAGACCCAGAAGUUAAAUAUUGCGUGGUUGGUUUUAUAUGAGAAACCCAAAGUGCAAGUAAUUUAAAGAGCAAGAUAAAUGAUAGGAAUAAGGAAGGUAGACCUUUUACAAAUGGGAAGGAGAUCUA
Molecule: messenger RNA, 1209 nt
Organism: Chinchilla lanigera (long-tailed chinchilla)
Lineage: Eukaryota; Metazoa; Chordata; Mammalia; Rodentia; Chinchillidae
Product: cuticle protein 16.5, isoform A-like
Exons: 2
Coding region: 410-937 (175 amino acids)
Source: RefSeq, a predicted model, not a curated record